AUGCACUCGCUAGAACAAGAUACCAUAGAGGAAGCUUGGUAUGCGGCGCUUGAACCAGAAUUUAGCAAGCCAUACUUCAGGAAGCUCAAGCAAUUCCUCGCUGCGGAGAUGAAAUCUCACACAAUAUAUCCUGCUGCUGCAGACAUAUAUUCUUGGUCGCGGCUUACACCUCUAGAUCAAGUUAAGGUCGUGAUCCUUGGGCAAGAUCCGUAUCACGACGUCAAUCAGGCGCAUGGUCUAGCAUUUUCGGUACUGCCACCCACAAAACCCCCGCCUUCGCUUCGCAACAUCUACAAGCAGCUUGCAGCCGACAUACCAGGCUUCAUUCCGCCAGCCUUCGGAGAUCUCUCACCACUUGCACGAGCAGGCGUGCUUUUCCUCAACACCUCGCUCAGCGUUCGCGCUCACAAAGCUGCUUCGCAUUCUGGAAGAGGAUGGGAGGAAUUUACACAGGCCGCGCUACGUGCCGUGCUGGACGCAGCGGGUGAUAAAGGCGUCGUCUUCAUGGCGUGGGGUUUACACGCACAGAAAACAUGUGCGAGUACCAAACACUUGGUACUCAAGUCAGCCCAUCCGUCGCCUCUAUCAGCACGUCGUGGGUUUCUAGGCAAUGGGCACUUCGCUACGGCCAACGAAUGGCUUAAGGAGCGCUAUGGGGAAUACGGUGUCGUGGAUUGGCGAGUGCUUAGCGAGAAGCGGUGA
Molecule: messenger RNA, 702 nt
Organism: Punctularia strigosozonata HHB-11173 SS5
Lineage: Eukaryota; Fungi; Basidiomycota; Agaricomycetes; Corticiales; Punctulariaceae
Product: uracil-DNA glycosylase
Exons: 8
Coding region: 1-702 (233 amino acids)
Biological process (GO): base-excision repair, AP site formation via deaminated base removal; base-excision repair
Cellular component (GO): nucleus; mitochondrion
Molecular function (GO): uracil DNA N-glycosylase activity
Source: RefSeq, a predicted model, not a curated record